AUGUCCGAUAAUAUUGAACCAAAUCGCAAAAGACAAAAAACCUCACUUGUUUGGAAAUUUUUUGAAAUUCGCAAUAAUCAUCCAUGCUGCCUUUUAUGUCCUACACCUAAAAUUUAUGGUCCAAAAACUGCAACAUCAACAUUACAACGACAUUUAGAUUCAAUUCACAAUCAAGAAGCCAGUUUGAAAACUCAAGAAUUACA
Funneliformis geosporum is the source of this 203-nucleotide messenger RNA. The record is from the annotation of a GenBank genome assembly. NCBI's taxonomy places the organism in Eukaryota, Fungi, Glomeromycota, Glomeromycetes, Glomerales, Glomeraceae.